This is a messenger RNA of Striga asiatica, 438 nucleotides long. NCBI's taxonomy places the organism in Eukaryota, Viridiplantae, Streptophyta, Magnoliopsida, Lamiales, Orobanchaceae. The record is from the annotation of a GenBank genome assembly.
GCGGGGAAAAGACGUUUAAAGCGGAGGUUCGAUGUAAUUGACGAAGGGAAAUCCGGAUUCCAGGGCAAAUUCCUAUGGGGCGGGCAAGGAGAGCGGCAUUGCUAUAAGUUCGGUUCAUCAAUGUCGGUAUCUCAGUCACAGAUUGAUGUUGUCCUCAAAAUACCCCUUAGUUUAGCCAUUCUAAGUAGAACCCUUCUUACGAUAUGUCAGAUAGAGCAGAAUCAGUCACGUAAUAGCCCCCAGCCCUUUCCUUACGAUGAUUCAUGCCUUGCUCGUGUCAAUAAAUGGGCGAAAGCCCGAUGCAGCAACUUGCCAGGGGUUGUGCUUUGCUACUUGCUGAGGUUUCCAUCUAUUGUAUUUAUCUACAUGGGAAUGAAUUCGUCUGUCAAACCUGCCAUUUGUAUGCACCCGAACAUGUUCAAUCGACCUUCGGCGUAA